AGAAAUCCACACGAAAGAUAGAAACAAAGAAAAUUAUGUUUAACAAUAGAACCGAGUCACAGCGAAUUCGAAACCGAUCUGACGCAAACGAAUCAAUGGAAGGAGUGGGGGCUCGAUUCGGGCGAUCCUCUACUCGGUACGGACCCGCCACGGUGUUCACUGGACCGGUCAGGAAAUGGAAGAAGAAAUGGGUCCACGUUUCCCCCUCUAACACCGGCAGCAGCAACACCAGUAAUCACUCUUCCAAUAAUAAUAAUACUAAUAAUCACCACAGCCCCAACGGUACUUCUAACGGUAAAAACGUCUCUCAUCUCCUCCUUUUUAAAUGGACCCCUUUAUCACAAAGCCAAAACAACACCAGUAGCAACAACGAUUCUUCCAAGGACGAUGAUGUGGCGGCGCCCCAGGAGCCUCCGAGGCGGAAAUUUAAAUACAUUCCGAUUGCUGUGCUAGAAGAACAGAAAAAUGAAGCUGCUGAAAACAUUGACGAUGAAGCUAAACCGAGGGAGGAUGACCCUAGUGCUGCAGAGCCAGCUUCCAGGAAUGAUGGUUUUGACGAAAAACCUGACAUCAAUGACGCACCUAUGGACGAAAGUCAGGAGGAUACUAAAAUAGUGCGGCAAGAUCUGAACGAAAGCGCUUUGGAUUUGAGUUUGGGUUGAAUGGAACAUAUGGUGAGUCUAGUUCGAAAACAGAUCGCAAUGGACAGUUGGAAAGAGUGAUAUCGAGUAGCGGCUUGCGUGUCGUUUCAGCAAAUAGAUGGAGAUGAUAACUAGACAUUAGCCUCCUCAUUUACAGACUUUUCUUGAGAUUCAAUUUUCCCUUCGGCCUUCCAACUUGCAGUCCUUUGUCUUUAAGUUAGAGAACAUUGAAAUGGCUUGUCUUUCUACUUUUAGUUCCACACUGCAUUUGUGAGCUGAUUGCAACUUGUAUUGAUUGAGAACAGAAUAUACUGUUUGUUGUUUCCCCUGUGGAC
Molecule: messenger RNA, 976 nt
Organism: Hibiscus syriacus
Lineage: Eukaryota; Viridiplantae; Streptophyta; Magnoliopsida; Malvales; Malvaceae
Exons: 3
Coding region: 36-662 (208 amino acids)
Source: RefSeq, a predicted model, not a curated record